AGAGCCGGAAGCGGGAGGGGAGAGUGAAACAGGAAAAGAAGGGAAGAAGGCAGAAGAGGGAAGAGGAGGAGAGGGAGGAGGAGGAGGGAGGUGGCGGCGCCGUGGCGGAGGAGCAGGAGCAGGAGGGGGAUGGAGAGGAGAAGGCUCCUGGGUGGCAUGGCGCUCCUGCUCCUCCAGGCGCUGCCCAGCCCCCUGUCAGCCAGGGCUGAACCCCCGCAGGAUAAGGAAACCUGUGUGGGUACCAACAAUCAAAGCUACAUUUGUGACACAGGACACUGCUGUGGACAGUCUCAGUGCUGCAACUACUACUAUGAACUCUGGUGGUUCUGGCUGGUGUGGACCAUCAUCAUCAUCCUGAGCUGCUGCUGUGUGUGCCACCACCGCCGAGCCAAGCAUCGCCUUCAGGCCCAGCAGCGGCAGCAUGAAAUCAACCUGAUAGCCUACCGAGAAGCCCACAAUUACUCAGCGCUGCCAUUUUAUUUCAGGUUUUUGCCAAACUAUUUACUACCUCCUUAUGAGGAAGUGGUGAACCGACCUCCGACUCCUCCCCCACCGUACAGUGCCUUCCAGCUACAGCAGCAGCUGCCUGCACAGUGUGGCCCCCCAGGCGGCAGCCCCCCAGGCGCCGGUCCCACUAGGGGCCCCCAGGGGGCGCAGAGCAGCCCCUUGUCCGGGCCCAGCAGAAGCAGCACGCGACCCCCGAGCAUCUCCGACCCUGAGCCCCCCGAUGUGCCCGCCAGCCCAGCAGCCACCAAAGCCCCUGGAAUGGAGCCCAGUGGCUCUGUGGCCGGCCUGGGGGAGCUGGCCCCUGGGGCCUUCCUGGACAAAGAUUCCGACUGUAAGGAGGAGCUGCUGAGAGAUUACGGCUCCGAGCAGGGCAGCGCCCUCCCCGAUAGCAAAGACAAGACACCUGGCAGACAUCGCCGCUUCACAGGUGACUCGGGCAUUGAGGUGUGUGUGUGCAACCGGGGCCACCAUGACGAUGACCUCAAAGAAUUCAACACGCUCAUUGACGACGCUCUGGAUGGGCCCCUGGACUUCUGUGACAGCUGCCAUGUGCGGCCCCCCGGUGACGAGGAGGAAGGCCUCUGCCAGCCCUCCGAGGAGCGGGCCCGAGAGUCCGGGCACCCGCCCCUGCCACGGCCCCCCGCGUGCCUGCUGCUGAACACCAUCAAUGAGCAGGACUCCCCGAACUCGCAGAGCGGCAGCUCCCCCAGCUAGAGCGGGCCCGGCCUGCGCCUCAGAACUUGGCAAAGCAACCAGGGAAGGGGAGCACCAUGAGAGAAGCAUUAAGUGACUUUCAGAGGAAGCGGUAUAGCCGCUUCAUUCUUCGCCCCCUCCCCGCCGGCCUGCAUUUUCCUGCAUCUCCAGGUACAGCUUGGGGAGUGGAGGCCUCUCCGCCCACGGGAGCACAGUGUCGUGGAGGGCCGGCACGGUGGCUCGUUCUGUGACUCAUUCCUCAUCCCGGCCCUGUCCCCUUCUUUUCUUUUCAAGUCAUAUCUCGCUGCCUGCUCGGGUCAGAGAGAUGUGUGUUUCAAAAGCCCCCAAGGAGGGGGCUGAGACUGUGCCCUGAGGUGACCCUU
Messenger RNA from Odobenus rosmarus divergens (Pacific walrus), 1583 nucleotides. It is a transcript of the gene WBP1L, whose product is annotated as WW domain binding protein 1-like. Lineage: Eukaryota; Metazoa; Chordata; Mammalia; Carnivora; Odobenidae. The transcript has 4 exons. The coding region runs from base 130 to 1221 and encodes 363 amino acids. The record is from RefSeq and is a predicted model, not a curated record.